CGACGCCGUGCCCCAUUAAUUCGCUUCGGAGUUCUACUUCUAUAGCUAUAUAUCUUCGCUCUUGAGUGCUAGACAUGUAGCCCGCUUAUCUCCCGUUUACCGCUGACUACCCUCGCAUCGCUCACACCAUGUCCUACUACUGUGAUCGCUGCGUUCGAUUCUUCGUGAGUGAGCGUGCGCUCGAGCAGCACCAGGACGACUCGGGCACGCACAACAUCUGCGACGACUGUGACAAGGACUUCACUACGUACGAAAAAUUGAAGCAACAUUGGAUUGGCUCUCACAGGCAUCACUUUUGCCAAUACUGCGAUGAACACUUUGACAACGAGGACGAGCUCGAGGAGCACGAAGAGGCAGAGCACUACUACUGCGCACCAUGUGGCAGGUCCUUCAAUUCCGCACUCGGUCUGCACGAGCACAAUCGCCAGUCGCAUCACUACUGCACCGACUGCCGGCGGCUCUUCCAGAACGAGAACAAUCUCCAGCACCACCUACGCUCGACCCUGCACGCAGGCGCACACGUUCCGUGCCCAGGCAAGAAGUGCAAGAAGAUGUUCGUCAGCGGCGCCGCACUCAUUCUCCACCUCGAGUCGGGCACUUGCCCCUCCCGCAUCACGCGCGAGCAAGUCAACCGCGUCGUUGCAAAGUACGACAAGGGCAACGUGAUCACGAACCCCGCGCGCAUGCUCGCGUACAGGGAGGGUGGCUCGGGACAGACGAUCGCGACGUGGGCUACGGGGCGUGCGUGGAACGGCCUCCGUUACGAGUGCUUCCUGUGCCACCGCGAGUACCGCACGCUCGAGGCGCUCAACCAGCACCUCGCGAGCCCUGCGCACGAGAAGAAGAUGUACCGCUGCCCGCGCGGCUACUCGGGCUGCGGUGCUGAGUUCAAGACGCUGAGCGCAUUGUGCCAGCAUGUCGAAAGCGAGCAGUGCAGCAUCCGCCGGUUCAAUACCAAGGUGCAGGACUACCUCGGCGACCUGACGAGCAACAUGAAACGAUUGGGCAUUUGAGCGACGUCCUGGACGGGAUGUCCCGGCCGUUCUCAAGCCCAGCCGUCCUUUCUUGUUUCUCUCAGGUUCUUCGUUUGCAAUGCUUCUCCAGCGCGCGAUCGCUCCUCGACACGCCAGCCCU
Rhodofomes roseus is the source of this 1134-nucleotide messenger RNA. RefSeq lists its product as uncharacterized. The coding region runs from base 129 to 1013 and encodes 294 amino acids. Gene Ontology annotation, molecular function: DNA-binding transcription factor activity, RNA polymerase II-specific; RNA polymerase II transcription regulatory region sequence-specific DNA binding. Gene Ontology annotation, biological process: regulation of transcription by RNA polymerase II. NCBI's taxonomy places the organism in Eukaryota, Fungi, Basidiomycota, Agaricomycetes, Polyporales, Fomitopsidaceae. The record is from RefSeq and is a predicted model, not a curated record. The transcript has 2 exons. Gene Ontology annotation, cellular component: nucleus.